GUGGGUCACGUGACUCGAGACUGGCUGUGCUCCAUUAACAAACGCACCUCAUCCAGUCAUUGAAAAAAAAAUGGCUACCGCGGAAGUAGAGCGUAGACGAGGCCAGCUGGCUGCUCUGUCCAUAGCAGCAGUGGUCAUCAUCGUGGGAGUCCCUCUGUGGUGGCGAACAACUGAAACAUACCGCGCGUGGUUGCCCGUCAGUCAGAUUAAAGAGCUGGCUACCCUACAGCUACAGUUGAGUGCUGAUGUGGAGGUUGUGUUUGCACGUGGCACCGUGACACCAGAACAGCAGAAGAAGCUCCCACUGACACAGACACAGGAUGAGGAACACAGAGUAGAUGAGGACACAGCUUUGAGGUACAGGUAUGAGACAAGGUACCGCACAGCUACGAUCAUGGAGGAGGACGCCCUGAAGCAGCCCACUGCUGCAGAGGCAGAUCUGUCUCUGCAUACGCUCAGUGAGAGUCCAUGUGGUUCUUUGGUUGUGUAUGUGAUCCCAGAGUCAUCUUCACUGCUGCCUCAGGAUGUGGACGUAUAUGUUGGUCAGAGACGGACAGCUUUGCUGCGUAUUGGUUCCCAGAUGAGAGUGGGCAGGACACUAGAGCAACUGCUGGCUCACAUGGAGCCUCGGAUUAAACAGGUGCUGCAGGUGAUGUCUUUUAGCCACACCGACAUCACGGCUGCCCUGAGCGACAGAGUCCGUCUCAGCCCUGGCAGCAAGGAGAGCAUCGCUGACAGUAUGAGAGCCUUUAAAUCCAGUCCAGGUUAUGAGAUAACAUUCAGUCUUUUGAACCCAGACCCAAAGUCCCACCGACUGCACUGGGACAUAGAGGGUGCUGUGCAGUCCUACAUCCAACCUUUGCUUACAAAGCUGAGCCCUGUAGCCAACUUUAGCAUCGACUCUCAGACCUUAUACUAUGCCAUGCUUGGUGUCAACCCUCGCUUUGACAGCAGCCGCAGCACCUACACACUCAACGCUGACAGCCUCGCACAUGUCAUCAACCCUGUAGAGGCAAGACUCGGUUCUAACGCUGCAUCUUCCAACCCGGUGUUGAAUUUCCUCCUGUACGUCCCGGACGCCCACCAUUCACCCCUUUACAUUCAUGACCACAAGAAACAAGAAGUGUCCUCUAAUGCCUUUCACUCUCCUCGUUGGGGUGGAAUCAUGGUUUAUAAUGUUAAUGGUUUCUAUGGACCCGAGGCUGUGUUCCCGGUUGACAUCAACAUCAACAUGGCUAAAGUUAUGGGAGUCUUCCUCGCACAGCUUCGACUGCUGCUGGGUGUGCAGUCGUCUUCUCCUCCUCCUGGCUUCCUGGUGGCACAGGCUGGCAGUGCAGGACUAGCAGACUGGGAGCUGGAUCGGCUCAUGUGGAGUCGAAGUGUCGAAAAUGUUGCAACAGCAACCACCACCAUCACCUCACUGGCACAGCUUCUGGACCAGAUAGGCAACAUUGUUAUCAAUGACAACAUUGCUCAACAGGUGUCCAGUGCUGUCACGUCUCUGCAGCUGGCUGUGGCUGAGCUGGAGGCCGGGAACCUCGGUUUCGCUCUGCAGUACAGUAAAGAGGCCAUCUUGGCAUCGGAGAGAGCAUUCUUUGACCCUUCUCUCCUCCACCUCCUCUACUUCCCAGAUGACCAGAAGUUUGCUAUCUACAUACCACUCUUCCUGCCCAUGUGUGUGCCUAUUCUGCUGUCACUGCUCAAAAUAGUGUCUGAGGCUAGACAGAAACGCAGAGAUAAACAAGCCAAGAAGGACUAAGAAACAACUCAAGAAGAAGAAGAAAACGUGAUGAACAAAAAAAAACGCAUUAUAAAGUGUUUUGUGAGUGGCCUUGACAUCAGGUACAAAGGAAGCAUGCAGAGAGGCUCAUUUGCAGCAUUGAAGUGUGGAGUUUACAAAUCAGCCAUGUAUGAUUUUUAUUGUUUCAUGUGAGGAAUUGUGUUGAGAUUUUAAUGAAAGAAUGGUGUGGCUGUCUGACACUAUACUCUUGAAAGCUUGAAUUGUAAAUGUGUAAAAGUUUUAUAUUCGAAUUUCACUUUCAGUUUUAAGUUAUUAACAAAUAAAGACCAAGUUGUAACUCC
Molecule: messenger RNA, 2082 nt
Organism: Toxotes jaculatrix (banded archerfish)
Lineage: Eukaryota; Metazoa; Chordata; Actinopteri; Toxotidae
Gene: pigs
Product: phosphatidylinositol glycan anchor biosynthesis, class S
Exons: 12
Coding region: 71-1759 (562 amino acids)
Biological process (GO): attachment of GPI anchor to protein
Cellular component (GO): GPI-anchor transamidase complex
Source: RefSeq, a predicted model, not a curated record